This is a messenger RNA of Anneissia japonica, 5358 nucleotides long. RefSeq names its product maltase-glucoamylase, intestinal-like. The record is from RefSeq and is a predicted model, not a curated record. Gene Ontology annotation, molecular function: alpha-1,4-glucosidase activity; carbohydrate binding. NCBI's taxonomy places the organism in Eukaryota, Metazoa, Echinodermata, Crinoidea, Comatulida, Comatulidae. Gene Ontology annotation, biological process: carbohydrate metabolic process.
CCAGUGAUAAGAUUUAAUGGUAUUGUCUACAACAAAUAAUACAGCAGCGUAUUGGUACUACAAACCAUUACCAUAAACUCUUGAUAAACCUCAGCAUUUUUGUUUUUUGCAAACAGAAUGGAAACAAGAAGUAUAGUAAUUAUUUGCUUGCUAGCCGCGGCAGUAACAGCCUUAGCUAUUGGUUUAGGAGUUGGCUUAGGAACCAAGGAUGAUACGCCAGACCCUGACGCAGUCUACAUUAAUGAAAUCAAGGAUCAAGAACGAUUUGAUUGCUACCCAAAAAAUGGGGUAGAGGAGGAUGUCGAUAGGAACAAAUGUGCAGAAAGGGGCUGUGUUUGGAAAAGCACGAGCACGGAUAAAAUGGCGCCAUGGUGCUUUUACCCAUUAACAUGGGGCUAUAAUGUUGUUCGAGACGACAUUGUGAAGACAAAUGUCGGGUGGCAAGCUAAGUUACAAAGGCUAAAUGACCAACCGUCAAGGUACAAUAAAGACAUCAAUACCAUUCAAGUUGACGUUGAAAUGCAAACUGAUUCAAGGUUAAGGGUUAAGAUAUUCGACCCAUCUAGGCAACGUUUUGAAGUACCUAUUGAUUUACCAGUGCCUACAACGAAAGCUAAGAAUCCAAUGUAUGAUGUCACGUACCAAACAAGGCCAUUCAAAUUCCAAGUUAUCCGAAAGAGUACCGGAACUAAAAUUUUUGACACAUCCUAUGGUGGCUUUACUUUCGAAGAUCAGUUCCUUCAGAUAUCGACAUUACUGCCUUCAAAGAACCUCUACGGCUUUGGAGAACACAACCACAGACAAUUCAGACACAAUUUAGACUGGAAAACUUGGGCAAUUUUUACUCGGGAUGUCGCUCCAAUUGAUGAAUGGAACGUUUACGGCGCGCACCCAUAUCAUAUGGUUGUAGAGGACGAUGGAAACGCACACGGAAUUUUGCUUUUGAAUAGCAACGCAAUGGACGUCGUCCUGCAGCCCAUGCCAGCACUUACUUACCGCACUAUUGGUGGUAUUUUUGAUUUCUAUUAUUUCUUCGGUCCGUCACCAGAAAAUGUUGUUAUGCAAUUAUCUGAGUUAAUCGGCAUGCCUCUUAUGCCACCGUACUGGGCGUUAGGAUUUCAACUAAGUCGUUGGCACUACGGUACCUUAGAGCGUGUUAAGGAAGUUGUGAACGAAGUUUAUGAAGCUGAUAUACCACACGAUGUUCAAUAUGGUGACAUUGAUAUAAUGUUGGAUAAGAAAGACUUCACAUACGACGAAAAUACUUACAAAGGCCUACCAGAAUUCAUAGCCGAAUUACACGCUAGGGGACAGCGAUACAUUCCCAUAUUGGAUCAUGGUAUCAAAAUUGAGAAAGGUUAUGCAACUUAUGAUAGGGGCCUGAGUAUGAGUAUAUACGUCAACUAUUCAGAUGGAUUUAGACCUCUUGUUGGAGAGGUAUGGCCUGGCAAAUCUGUGUAUCCUGACUUUACCAACCCAAAGGCAAUAGAGUGGUGGACGAAGGAAUUGGAUCUGUUUCGCGAUAUUAUAGAUUAUGACGGGAUUUGGAUAGACAUGAACGAACCUUCCAAUUUUGUGAAAGGAUCUGUCGAAGGAUGUGAAGUAAACUCAUUGAAUAAUCCACCAUAUUUGCCGAAUAUUCUUGGUUAUUGGGAAGGGGAUCUUAUCGAUAAAACAAUUUGUAUGGAUGCAAAACAAUUCGGAGGGAAACACUAUGAUCUGCACAGCCUCUAUGGACAUACAAUGAGCCUAGUUACUUUCAAGGCGCUACGGGAGCUUGAGCCAGAAAAAAGACCACUAGUUGUUACCAGGAGUCAUUUUACCGGAACUUCGCCAUAUGCCCAGCAUUGGUUGGGAGACAAUCAAAGCUUUUGGGAACAAAUUGGUUGGAGUAUUGUCGGGGCUGAUAUUUGUGGAUUCUGGUCAAAUGCCACUGAAGAACUUUGUACAAGAUGGCACCAAGUUGGAGCGUUUUAUCCUUAUUCUAGAAAUCACAACUGUAAAGACAUGAUCCCCCAGCACCCAACUGCGUUCGGUCCCAAAAUGACUAAAAUUGUGAAGGAAAUUUUGACUGAAAGAUAUCGUCUGCUGCCGUAUUUGUAUAGUCUGCUUUAUGAAGCUCAUGUAUUUGGUUCAACUGUCGUUCGGCCUAUGAUGCAUGAAUUUAUUUCAGAUAAAGCUACACUGGAUAUCGACAAACAGUUCAUGUGGGGAGGCGGGCUUCUGAUAACACCCGUUCUUACAAAGGGGAGUGUUGAGGUGGAAGGAUAUUUUCCUGAUGCAAGAUGGUACGAUUAUUAUACAGGCAAUGAAUUAGAGGUCGUGGGAGGCAUGAUGCGUACCCUUGAUGCACCAAUAGACGUCAUACCAGUUCACGUUAGAGGUGGCUAUAUCCUUCCAAUCCAAGAACCGGCAAACACAACAUUUUACAGAGUGGGCGAUGAAUUAGAGGUCGUGGGAGGCAUGAUGCAUACCCUUGAUGCACCAAUAGACUUCAUACCAGUUCACGUUAGAGGUGGCUAUAUCCUUCCAAUCCAAGAACCGGCAAACACAACAUUUUACAGCCGUGUGAAAAAUAUGGGUAUUAUUGUUGCAAUGGAUUCAGACAACGCUGCAAAUGGAAAUUUAUUUUGGGACGAUGGAGAGUCAAUGGAUACUUAUGCGAGUGGUGAUUAUCUGCAGCUGUCCUUUAAAUGCAAUAACAAUGAAAUUAAAAUCACUGUAGAAAACAGUGGUUUUGAUACUGACUUGAUAUUGGCUGACAUCCGUGUGUACGGAAUGCCUGGAAAUCCAUCGACCGUUGAGGUUGACGAUGCCACCAUAGAUUCCAGUCGGUACAAAUAUUCCAAGGGCAAUAAGGAGCAAGACAACCUGAAAACACUUCCUUUUUCGAAGAGAACCGAGAUCAUUCUCUUACAAAUGGCGGAAUAUAGAUAUAUCGAUCGCUAUCCAUCCAAGCGCAGACUCAAUAAUAGGCGUUACAAAGAAGAAUACGAAGAAUGGGAUAGGUUAUGGAAACCACGCUUCGAAGUUCCCCCAGAAGCCUUUAACAUGCCCAAAGUGCUGAGAAUGGCCAGCGAACGUGAUUACAUCAUCAACUAUACAAUGGACCCCUUCCACUUUAAAGUGAUUCGUAAGAAGACUGGUACUACACUUUUUGACACAUCGUACGGUGGCCUUAUCAGUGAGGACCACUACCUCGAGAUCACCACCAAGCUUCCUUCAGCUAAUGUAUACGGCUUUAGUCAGAUGCGGCAAACACGAUACAGACACGAGCUUGAAUUGUGGAAGACGUGGCCUAUGUUCCCCCUGGAUUCGCCACCACAAGAGAACUGGAAUUCAUACGGCCAGCACCCGUUUUAUAUGGUUGUGGAGGAUGAUGGUAACGCGUUUGGUGUAUUCCUACUGAAUUCUAACGCGCAAGAUGUAUCUCUACAGCCACUCCCAUCUCUAACAUGGCGUAGCACAGGUGGUGUGUUUGAUUUCUGGAUGUUCUUAGGCCCGAAACCAGAAGACGUUGUCAAAGCCUUUACAGAGGCGAUUGGACGUCCAGAGAUCCCACCGUAUUGGGCAUUGGGUUAUCAACUGAGUCACGAUAAGUGGGGAGGUUUGGCCGAGAUUGAAUCUGUUGCGAAAAGAAAUAGGGAUGCAGGAAUCCCUGUAGAAGCUUUCUACAGUGGUCUCGAUUAUAUGUACAACUAUCGUUCGUUUACUUAUGACACGCGAGCUGAGGCGUACGGUGAUUUGCCGAAAUUUAUCAAAGAUCUACACAUGCGCGGCCAGAAAUACAUAAUUACUUUGCUGCCAUCAAUUCCGAAUACUUUGGAUAGGAAAGAGUACCCGGCAUAUCCAGAGGGAAUCUGGCAAGGCGUGUUUGUGAAUAAUACACUGGGAGCAAGUGAGUAUUGGAAAUGGGAACAGGAUCGGGAAUUUAAGCCAACCGUCGGAAAGGUAAAUGAAUGUAUUCAUUUAAAUUUGUCCUCAAACCGUCUUUCACACCGCAUGUCUAUGUCAGGUGUCAAAAUAAUGCCUAUCACAGAACGCUUGUGUAGGCAUUGUAUGUUAUGCUAUACUGAUUACAAUGAACCGUCAAAUAUGGUGAACGGAACAACGAAAGGUUGUGAAAACCCUUACCUCAAUUACCCACCAUAUGCGCCAAAUCUGAGGUAUGGAUCGAAGCUGUUUGCUAAGACACUUUGUAUGGAUUCUAAGCAAACUUGGGGUGAUCACUACGAUGUACAUAGCUUAUAUGGACACUCUAGUGCUCAGGCAACUCACUAUGCUGGAUCUAUUAUAUUUGCAAACAAACGUCCAAUGGUUGUAUCCCGAUCCACAUUCUCUGGUACUGGUAUGUACUCCGGUGGUUGGCUCGGACACAAUAAAGCCGAAUGGAGCGAACUUUUUUACUCUAUUCACGAGAUGCUGAGGUUAAACAUCAACGGAAUACCAUUCGUGGGGGCUGAUAUUUGUGGUUAUUAUAACGCAUCUGAUGAAGAGCUUUGUACGCGAUGGCAUCAACUCGGCUCAUUCUAUCCACUAAUGAGAAACCACAAUUCUCCUGGCACAGCUGAUAAAGAUCCCGCUUCGUACGGAGAACCACUUGUUACAAACAUCAGAAGUGCAAUGGAAACCCGUUACACUCUACUUCCAUAUCUUUACACAUUAUUCUACCAUGCGCAGUAUGACGGCAACACUGUAGCAAGGCCAGUUUUCCACGAGUUCCCCUUAGAAGAAGAUGCAUGGGAAGUAGAUUGGCAGUUUAUGUGGGGGCCUGCCCUACUUAUUACACCUGUACUUGAAGAGGGUAAAACAACUGUCAACGCGUACAUUCCAGACGACCGUUGGUACGAUUAUUAUACGAAAGAUAGUCUUCCAAAGACUUAUGAAGGACGAAAUGCUACUCUUGACGCACCAAUUGACAAGAUAAAUCUACAUAUUAGAGGAGGCUACGUCAUCCCCACCCAAGAGCCAGGAAACACUACUCAUCAUUCACGACAAAACAAUAUGGGAUUGAUUGUGGCUUUGCCAGAAUACGGUAACGAUCUUGCCGUCGGUGAUUUAUUUUGGGAUGACGGUGAUUCUAAAGAACAUUAUGAAAGACGGGAAGACGACGAAAGUGAUUACGACGAUAUGUAUCUCUACUUCGAAGCUGAUGAGAACCAACUUCGAAUUCGUUCGGACCGCCGGGGCUUGAUUGCCAGGUACCCAGAUAUGGUGCUACCGGUAUUUACAACCGUAACGUUUCUUGGGGUAUCCAGUGAACCUUCGAGAGUCGUUGUUGACAAUAAAGAUUGGCCAGCGUCCGACUACAAAUUCGAAAGACACCAAUCGUCUAACGUAAGUAGAAAUUAUAUAUAG